Messenger RNA from Symbiodinium pilosum, 507 nucleotides. The record is from the annotation of a GenBank genome assembly. Lineage: Eukaryota; Dinophyceae; Suessiales; Symbiodiniaceae.
AUGCUCUACGCAGUAAGGCAAGGGGCUCCUGUGUUACUUGUGCAUGCCCACAGCAAUGGCUGUGACAUUGGCGACAUGCGGCAGACGCUGCAGAGUAUUUCAGAAUCACUCAAGGUGCACGUCAUGUCUUUCGAAUUUCCAGGCUACGGCCUCCAUAUGGGCAGCGCCAGCAUGCGGUCUAUAGAUGAAGCAGCUGCAGCUGUCUUGAAUUACAUUGCCAACGACAUGAAGAUCAAUCUUUCGCAGGUGGUUUGGUACGGCCGCUCGAUUGGAUCGGGACCAGCUCUCCGAGCUGUACACCGCAUCUCGAAGGAGCUGAAGCAGCAGCCGGGCGGGGUUGUCCUGCAGUGUGGCUUUGCCAACUUCCCCGAGGUAGCUGGCCACCUGUUUGGCCGUGUAGCCAAGCGCCUGGUGAAUCGCUUGUGGCCAAAUGAGGCCGGUUCGGGUUCCGGAACAAGGCAGAGGUCCUGUUCUUCUCCGGAUUGGGCAUUUUCAACUUUGAAUUGA